Molecule: messenger RNA, 551 nt
Organism: Alnus glutinosa
Lineage: Eukaryota; Viridiplantae; Streptophyta; Magnoliopsida; Fagales; Betulaceae
Product: amine oxidase [copper-containing] gamma 1-like
Exons: 2
Coding region: 74-502 (142 amino acids)
Biological process (GO): amine metabolic process
Molecular function (GO): quinone binding; primary methylamine oxidase activity; copper ion binding
Source: RefSeq, a predicted model, not a curated record
ACCGGCUCAAUGCAGCGACACUCUCUCUCUCUGCUCUUCUUUAGCGCCACCCCUUCUUCUUCUUCAGUUCUCGAUGAAUGGCAGCGGGGGCAUGAGAGAGUUUGGACAGGGAUUGGGGCUGGGGAGCGCACAGUUCAGGGAUGUUAGCGGUGCGAAUCGGGACGUUUCGAGGAAUGAUCCAAUGAGUUUGGACUUGAGAGUGAAUCACGGCGGUGGUGGUAGAGGCAGUGCUAAUGCCGGUGGUGCGAGGAAGCAGCGUGAUUUGGAUGACGAGUCCGCCAAGGGCGUGUGGGAUAGAGGGAUAGAGAAUAAGGACAUCGUUGUGUGGUACACGCUAGGGUUCCAUCACAUACCAUGUCAGGAGGAUUACCCAAUUAUGCCCACCGUCUCAUCAAGCUUUGAUCUAAAGCCAUUCAAUUUCUAUGAGAGCAACCCUAUUCUUCGGAUCCCACCUAAUGUGGAGAAGGACCUCCCUGUUUGCAAGCCUUCUUCUUCAGUUUGAAUAACUAAUCCUCCCUCCUAUAUAUAUAUACAUAUCUACUUCUCAUAUG